ACCUGCCCGCUCGACUUCACCGGCCUCCGCCGCCUAUACGACCCCUCGAAUUCCCCUGCAAUCGACAGCUCCCAGACCUGCCAGUACAUCCGCCAGGGCCUCCGCCUCAUCCAGUCCGACUACCUCCGCCGCACCUCCCGAUUCCUCCCUCCUCUCAGCUCCGCCAACUCCUGCUGGCGAUCCUACCAGCAGCUCAUCAAUGAUUCCCUCCCCAACUUCGACAUCCGCCGCUCCUGCGGCUUCCAGACAAGCUGGAUCUCGCAGGGAUGCAUGAAUAUCACCACCAGCUCCUGCAUGUCUGCCGUCUGA
Messenger RNA from Linum tenue, 309 nucleotides. The record is from the annotation of a GenBank genome assembly. Lineage: Eukaryota; Viridiplantae; Streptophyta; Magnoliopsida; Malpighiales; Linaceae.